Messenger RNA from Seriola dumerili (greater amberjack), 2117 nucleotides. RefSeq names its product serine/threonine-protein kinase 4-like. Gene Ontology annotation, biological process: intracellular signal transduction; protein phosphorylation; regulation of MAPK cascade. The record is from RefSeq and is a predicted model, not a curated record. NCBI's taxonomy places the organism in Eukaryota, Metazoa, Chordata, Actinopteri, Carangiformes, Carangidae. The transcript is spliced from 11 exons. Bases 299 to 1789 code for a protein of 496 amino acids. Gene Ontology annotation, molecular function: ATP binding; protein serine/threonine kinase activity. Gene Ontology annotation, cellular component: cytoplasm.
CUGGAUGUCACGGCGUUUUGCCGAGCGGUUUGUCAAACAAGUCUAAAGUUGUCCAGGAUGAACCCGGCGGCGAGGACACGGCAGCUGGGUGAAGUUUGUUCGCUGCUCGAGCCUCGUUUCACUGAAUGAUGAACAGACGAGCUGUUUUUUUCGCCGCACUGACUGAACGGGCUAACUGCUGCUAGCUGCUGCUAGCGUUAGCAGACGGCGUCAACCGUCGGUUUGAAUCGUUGACAAACUCGGUCAAGUUUGACCACAGGCGACUGAAAAGGAGGCGGCGAACACACGGGAGGACAGCAUGGAGAACAAGGACAAAGUCCAGAUGAGGAAUCACCCGCGAAGACAGCUGAAGAAGCUGAGCGAGGACAGUCUCACCAAGCAGCCGGAGGAAGUGUUUGACAUCCUGGAGAAGCUGGGUGAAGGGUCGUACGGCUGUGUGUUUAAAGCCAAUUACAAGGAGACGGGGGAGAUCGUAGCCAUCAAACAGGUUCCUGUGGAGUCGGAUCUUCAGGAGAUCAUAAAGGAAAUAUCCAUCAUGCAGCAGUGUAACAGUCCUCAUGUGGUGCGGUACUAUGGCAGCUACUUCAAAAACAGUGACCUGUGGAUCGUCAUGGAAUAUUGUGGAGCCGGAUCAGUGUCUGAUAUCAUCAGGAUACGCAACAAGACGCUGACAGAAGAAGAGAUCGCCUCCAUCCUGCAGUCGACUGUGAAGGGUCUGGAGUAUCUUCACUUCAUGAGGAAGAUCCACAGAGACAUCAAAGCAGGAAACAUCCUGCUGAACACGGAGGGUCAGGCCAAGCUGGCCGACUUUGGAGUUGCUGGACAACUCACAGACACGAUGGCGAAGAGGAACACAGUCAUCGGCACGCCGUUCUGGAUGGCUCCAGAGGUCAUACAGGAGAUCGGCUACAACUGCGUGGCCGACAUCUGGUCUCUUGGAAUAACAGCUAUAGAGAUGGCUGAGGGGAAGCCGCCCUACGCCGACAUUCACCCUAUGAGGGCCAUCUUCAUGAUUCCGACCAACCCUCCUCCCACGUUUCGGAACCCAAACCUGUGGUCGUCGUCGUUUCAAGACUUUGUCAAACAGUGUUUGGUGAAAAACCCGGAGAACAGGGCGACGGCCACCAAGCUGUUACAGCAUCCAUUUAUCAAGUCAGCCAAGCAGAGCGCCGUCCUCCGAGCCCUGAUCACAGACGCCAUGGAGAUCAAACUGAAGAAACAAGAGGAGGCGGAGCAGAGAGAGCAGGAUGCGGAGGAUGAUGACAACUCGGACGAUGAUGACGUCGACCACGGGACAAUGGUGCGGGCGGGGACCGGAGACUCGGGGACCAUCCGGGCUGCUGGUUCAGCAGGUUCGCCUAGCGGUACGACACGGACUAUGAUCGAACACGAGGACACGGGAACCAUGCAGUUGCAGCUGGGCACCAUGGUGAUCAACUCUGACGAUGAGGACGAGGAAGUGGACGGGACCAUGAAAAGGAGAGACGAGACGAUGCAGCCGGCGAAGCCGUCCUUCCUCGAGUACUUUGAGCAGAAAGAGAAGGAGGCGAACAGCCACAACGACGGAGGAGGAAGAGGAGAAAACAACGCAGACAACCGCAAACUGCCCGGAGAAGGAGAUCUGGAAGUGGUAAGCUCGUGGUCGGUGGAGGAGCUGCGGCUGAGACUCGCCUCUCUGGACCCUCAGAUGGAGCAGGAGAUCGAGGAGAUCCGUCAGCGCUACCAGGCCAAGAGGCAGCCCAUCAUGGACGCCAUCGAGGCCAAGAAACGGCGGCAGCAGAACUUCUGAGGAGAACCAGCUGAUCUCCUCACCAGCAGCUGCUCAGACGGUGCUGAGGUUUCCUGCUCAGGAGAUGAUGCAGCUGGAUGUGACGUCUGAUUUAGAAGAAACCUCUGAUGAUCAUGGAGCCGCUGAGUUUGUUAAACUGAGACUUGAUGUCAGAAGAACGUCCAAAGAGCUGAGAGACAGAAAUCACUGACGUUUGAUUUGAGGUUCCCUCUGUUCGGCCUGUUUGAGAAGAUCUUUGAGAACUUGUUUUGUGACUCAUCAUCAUCAUCGUCAUCAUCAUCGUCAUCAUCAUCGUCAUCAUCGUCAUCAUCAUCGUCAUCAUCAUCAU